AUGAAUUUUACACCUUUAAAUCAGACGCAGGAAACAAUACAAGAGAGUCCUCCACACAAGUUAAGGAGGUACAUCAUCAGAGGGACACAUGGAAACUAUUUUAUAGCCAAAGAUUAUGAAAUUAAAACAGAUGUUUCGAAAGAAGUGAAGAAAUUCCUAAAUGUUUUCUUCGGAGGCAAGACAAUAGAUAAGGACUGGACAAGAAAAUAUCCUGUGACGAGAAUAAAUAGAGUGAACAUUGCCGAAGAAUUAAAGGAAUCUUUCAUCAUAGAGUUUAAUGUUUGCGCAGCAUUAAAACAUACAGCACUUAACCCCGUAUUAGAUUAUGUUAUUGAUACUAGAGAUAAUGAGAAAGCUGGCCUUUUCAUCGUUUACAAGAAUUCAGUGAGAGACUACUUUGAUAAUUACAUUUCAAACUCUGUCGAAUCUGCUGUUAACGAUAUAAUAAUGAUUAAAAUCCUUCUAGGAGUGAUUUCUGCGCUAAGUUAUCUUCAUUCAAAUGGAAUCGUGGCAGGAGACCUCCGUCCAGGCACAAUCUUCCUUAAUUCUAGAAUGGAACCAUUACUCAUCAAUUACAACUUGCCACAACUCUACCCUUGCCCUCUCAUUCCGUAUGAAGUUAAAAAAUCGGAAUAUUCAGCGCCAGAACUCGCUGAUGAAUACAAAAUCACUGAGAAAUCAGAUGUGUUUUCGUUCGGUGUACUACUAUCAAAGGUCUAUUCGCGUUUAAUGUAUAAUGAAAAGAACUUUUUGAAGAGAUUGAAGAAUCUUUACAAAGAAUGCACUUCAUUAGAUCCAUCUCAGCGGCCAAAAUCACCACAAGUCGAAAAGAUGCUCUUCGAAAUUAACCAGCAGCUUCCUUAUACAUCACAACCUUUAACUGACUAUUAUUACAAUAUUAUCAAGAGUUGCCCUGAAUCAAAAACAAAUCCAAGGCAGACUUUCCAAUACAACGAGUAUGCAGAUAAUAUCAUGGAAUCUGUUGAGAAAAAGAUAGAUUCUUUGAAAAAUAUCGUUCCAAACAAAAUUCUUGUGAAAUGCAAGCAAAAUAUAUACAUGAGAGCAUUACUUAUAAGCUUAAUUGAACGAAAUACCGAAGCUGUUUGCAUUUGGAUCUUAUCAAAUUAUAAAAAUUUUAAAAUGCAAGAUAUAUACGAGAUAAUUGAUGCAAUCAUCCAAACAACAGUUAUAUGUUACCAGAAAGUCGAUAUUUACGCUAAACUCGCAAAGAAUUUGUACAAAACAAGUUUGCCGUCGAAUAAACUUGGUUUUAUACCAACAAUCAUUCUCCACAAACUCUUUACAAUCUUUAUGAAACAUGAUCCAUAUCCAAACUACAUGCCUUACGUUUCUUUUCUUCAUUCGAUUUAUCGGAGAAAAAUUAUCAAUAUCCAUGAAGUUUUGCAGAUGGUUAAAGACAUUUAUGAACAAGCACCAUCUCCAACAUUCGCUAUUCCUCUUUAUAUCUGGUUCAACAAAGAAAUUAAAGAAAUUGAUCCUGAUUUUUCUCAGAAAAUGAUUGAUUUGAUUGAAAAAACUGAUGUCAGACCAGUAUUUAAAUCGUUUAUUUCAGGAGAAGGCGAAAUCAGCCAACUUUCAUCGAUAAUUAUGGCUGAUAACCACAUUGCGUUCAAAAACUACAUGACUGAGCAUCCAGAAGCGAUGCAACAAGUCAUUAACCCAACAGUAUUUGAAGUUUGUCCUUAUGCUCAAGAUAACAUCUCUGUUCCAAUGUAUGUUUUGUUGUACAAUGCAAAUAAGAUUUACACAUACAUUUCUUCAGCAUCAAGGAUCUACGAAUGUGAUAAUGAUACUAUGAUGCAGAUGGCAUUGAUCGGAAAUCAUACUUCUUACCUUGAAAAUCACAAAUUAAAUUUGAAUUCUCAGAAAAUUAUGGAAUAUUCUGUAAAAUUCCAUAAUUAUACAGCUUUAUUGCAAGAAUAUGAGAAAGGAAUGAAGCCAGAAACUACUGAAUGCGUUUUUUCUUCAAUCAAAUUUAAUAAUUUGAUUUCUUUACUUCUUAUUUUAUCAAUUUCGUCCAAAAAUGGUGUAAAUAAAGUUGUUAAUGCAAAAGAGCAUUUCGGAAAGACUUUGUUCCAUGCUGCAGUUGAAAAUGGAGAUUAUUUAUUUUUGAGAUUACUUUUAUCAAUUUCAAACAUCAAACCAUUUAAAAGAGAUUCAUGGGGAAGGAAUUCUCUGCAUUGGGCAGCAAUAUACGGAUGUGAUUCACCAGAUAAAUGGUCAACAAAGAACACAGUUAGAUAUCCAUGGUGGUUUGGAGCUGAUUCUGAAAAAAUUACUGGUGAAAACAUCAAAAAUUUGAGUGACAUGUUUCGGAGAUACCAAUUUCCAGGAUCAUUCGCAACGAAAUUGCUGAGUACGCAGCAGGAAAUUGAUCCUUAUUCUUCUUUCAAAGAAAAUAAAGAAAUACAAGAAAAGUUGUCAACAACUACUUCUAAUUCUGAAAUUUGGUCACCAAGUAAUUUAACAUUUAACAAGAGAUUUGGAUCACCACAUCUAAUGAAACUUUUGUUGAAUUAUAAUUCGAAAAACAUCAAUGACAAAGAUGAAUACGGAAUGACUCCAUUGCAUUAUGCUGCUGAAAAUGGAGGACUCAAUGUUAUGAAGGUUUUGUUCUCAAAAAUUGGAUUGGAUCCAAAUUUGAAGGACGAAAAAGGAAGAACUCCUCUUCAUAUCUGCGCAAAGAACGAUGAUGCUGAUUGCUUUACAUUUCUUCUGAAGUCGGGAAAAGUUAAACCUGAAAUUGAGGACAAUAAAAAGAGAACUGCUUAUGAAGUUGCUGUUGCCAAUAAUUCUUUCAAAGUUCUCAAUGCUGCAGAAGAUCUAGCAACCAACGGUUGUCGCAUCUAA
This is a messenger RNA of Trichomonas vaginalis G3, 2871 nucleotides long. RefSeq names its product protein serine/threonine kinase protein. Lineage: Eukaryota; Parabasalia; Trichomonadida; Trichomonadidae. The record is from RefSeq and is a predicted model, not a curated record. Bases 1 to 2871 code for a protein of 956 amino acids. Gene Ontology annotation, molecular function: protein binding; protein kinase activity; ATP binding. Gene Ontology annotation, biological process: protein phosphorylation. The transcript has a single exon.